AUGCGCAAGACCCGGAAAGUGAGUGAGCGCCGCGGCCGGCGCAGGGGCGGGGAUGGGGGGCGGGGAUUCCUUCCCGGGGCGGGGGCCGGGCCGCGGGAGGUGCUUCCCAGAGACCUGCAGAGCCGGGUUCCCCGAGCCGGAGGCGGCGAGGCGGGGGGGGCUGCGUCUGACUCCCGGGACGAGGGAGGGAGAGAGGGCUGGAGGUGCGCCCUCGGGGCAGGGGUCCAGGACCUGGGCGCUGGAGAGUGUGUUGAGAGCGCGGGAGAUGCGGCGGGGCCAAAAGGGGGUGGGGGGUUUGCCUUCCCGGAUUGGGCCUACAAGCCGGAGUCGUCCCCUGGCUCAAGGCAGAUCCAGCUGUGGCACUUUAUCCUGGAGCUGCUGCAGAAGGAGGAGUACCAGGGUGUCAUCGCCUGGCAGGGGGACUACGGGGAAUUCGUCAUCAAGGACCCCGACGAGGUGGCUCGGCUCUGGGGCAUCCGAAAAUGCAAGCCCCACAUGAAUUAUGACAAGCUGAGCCGGGCCCUGCGCUACUACUACAACAAGCGGAUCCUCCACAAGACCAAAGGCAAGAGGUUCACCUACAAGUUCAACUUCAGCAAAGUCGUGCUUGUCAACUACCCACUGUUGGACGUGGCAGCAGCCACCACGGGCUCUCCACUCUUGCUGACCCCUGGUCCCUUUGCGGGAGCCCCUGGGCCAGAUGCUCCUCCCCUCACCCCCGAGACCCUGCAGACCCUGUUCUCUGCCCCACGCCUGGGAGAGCCGGGGGCCCGGGCGCCCCUGUUCACCCCCGAGACAGACAAACUGCGUCUGGACAGCCCUUUCCCGUUCCUGGGCUCUGGUGCCACCGGCUAUUCCAAGCCCCCCGGCCUGCUGGGUCCCUUCGGCCGCGCCUUCCCAGAGCACCCCUGGAACUUUAGCCCCUACCUCACCGGCCCCUUCCCCAAGCUGCCCCCGCCUCUCUACCCCCCCCACUUCUACCCCAACCCUCUGGCCAGUUCCCUGGGCCACCUGCCCUCAGCAGGGGCAGGGGGAAGCCCCACCGCUGCGCCCCUGCUGGCUGCCACCGCAGAGGGCCUGGGCCCCGAGCGCCCCUCGGGCCUGGCAGCAGCCCCUCGCCUGGCACUGCCGAGGGCUGGGGGCCCAGAGGCCACGCUGGGGGGGAAGGACAGCGACUCGGAGCUGGAGAUUACCGACGUCAGCGGCUGCAGCUCUGACAGCGAGGGCGAGGAGGGCCUCCCCGUGCCCCCCAAGGCCAAGGCGGGCAAAGGGGGUGUCGGCAGCUGA
Messenger RNA from Lipotes vexillifer (Yangtze River dolphin), 1287 nucleotides. The record is from RefSeq and is a predicted model, not a curated record. Lineage: Eukaryota; Metazoa; Chordata; Mammalia; Artiodactyla; Lipotidae.